Molecule: messenger RNA, 2655 nt
Organism: Archocentrus centrarchus (flier cichlid)
Lineage: Eukaryota; Metazoa; Chordata; Actinopteri; Cichliformes; Cichlidae
Gene: cyp1d1
Product: cytochrome P450, family 1, subfamily D, polypeptide 1
Exons: 8
Coding region: 14-1705 (563 amino acids)
Biological process (GO): progesterone metabolic process; hormone biosynthetic process
Molecular function (GO): steroid 17-alpha-monooxygenase activity; heme binding; oxidoreductase activity, acting on paired donors, with incorporation or reduction of molecular oxygen, reduced flavin or flavoprotein as one donor, and incorporation of one atom of oxygen
Source: RefSeq, a predicted model, not a curated record
UUUCUGCUCUCUGAUGUCUAAACUGAGCCCUCUUAUUUUACUCUACACCAUAGUUACGGAGGGCACUGUGUGUAUUUGUACUUGCAAUAUGAGGCUGCUGCUCUUUGGGAUUCUGCCAAUCAAGGAGAACGCUUGUGCCCCUCUAUCUAGUGUUACUGUCACCCUGUGUCUUUUAACCCUCCUCCUGAUGGUCAUCUGGGGUCGAAAGAGUAAGAGAUCCUUCUUCCGCUUCCACCAUGACCCCCAGCUGGAUCACACAAAAUACCCCCCACCUCCUGGCCCUAAACCAUGGCCCCUUGUCGGGAAUCUGCUUCAGGUUGGGGAGCAGAUUCAUCUUUCUCUGACCAGGCUGAGGCUUCUGUAUGGAGAUGUCUUUAAGCUCCGUCUCGGCUCUUUGACUGUUGUUGUUCUGAGUGGGUACAGCACUAUCAGGCAGGCUCUGGUUCGGCACGGGGAAGCUUUUGCAGGGCGACCUGACCUCUUCAUCUUCUCUGCUAUAGCCAAUGGGACCAGUAUGACCUUCAAUGAGAGUUAUGGACCUGUGUGGUUGCUCCAUAAGAAGCUGUGCAAGAAUGCCCUCAGGUCUUUCUCCCAGGCUGAGCCAAGGGGCUCUGGUGCCACCUGCCUCUUAGAGGAGCAUAUAUGUGCUGAGGCUGCAGGGAUGGUGCAGGUCAUUCGUCAAAAAGCUGCUCAAGAGGAACCGGAUCACAGUAUGACUGGUAUAGACCCAGCGACGACCUUGGUAACUUCAGUGGCAAAUGUCGUCUGUGCACUGUGUUUUGGAAAAAGGUAUGACUACAAUGACGAGGAGUUUCUCACUAUUGUUCAUAUCAACAAUGAGGUCCUGAGGCUCUUUGCAGCAGGGAAUCUGGCUGAUUUUUUCCCCGUGUUUCGCUACUUUCCGAGUCCAUCUCUGAGAAAGAUAGUCCAGCACGUUCGCAGAAUGAACAGAUUCAUGGAGCGGAACAUUGAGGAACACGUUGACACCUUUGAUAAGAACUGCAUCCGGGACAUUACAGAUGCUCUAAUUGCACUCUGUGAAGAAAGAGAAGAAAACAAGGAUACUUCAAUGCUUUCUGACCAUCAGAUCAUUCACACUGUCAUAGACAUCUUUGGAGCAGGAUUUGACACCAUCAUUGCUGGUUUACAGUGGAGCCUAUUGUACCUCAUCAAGUUUCCUGACAUCCAGGAUAAAAUACACCAGGAAAUAGAUGAGCAUAUUGGAAAAGCCCAGCUGCCCAGGUUUUCCAAUAAGCCCAAGAUGCCUUUCACGGAGGCGUUCAUAUAUGAAGUGUUUCGUCAUGCUUCAUAUGUCCCUUUUACCCUACCUCACUGUACAACAAAAGACAUCACAUUUAAUGGGUAUUUCAUUCCCAAAGACACAUGUGUCUUCAUUAACCAGUAUCAGGUCAAUCAUGAUACUGAUCUUUGGGGCAAUCCUGAGAAAUUUCAUCCUCAGCGCUUCUUGAACCCAUGUGGGCUCCUUAACAAGGAGCUGACAGAGAAGGUCCUCAUUUUUGGUGUGGGAAAAAGACGCUGUCUUGGGGAUGAAUUUGCACGUUUGGAGAUGUUUGUGUUUCUCACCACGCUUCUUCAUGGGCUGCGCAUUGAAAAUGUUCCAGGGCAGGAGCUGGAUCUCACCACUGAUUUUGGUCUGACUAUGAAACCUCGUCCAUACAGGAUUACCAUUUCUCAGAGGUCCUAGACCUUCUGAAAACCCAAAUGAUGAUCUUGUGGAUGUUUUGGAAUUGUACAACAGAAAUUGUAGUUAUUAAUGUUUUUCUUUUGUUUGUUUUGGCAAAUGGGGUGGACGUGUGUGCGUGCACACACACACACACACACAUACACAAAGAUAAAAAAAAACACGGGUCAUUCAAAGUGCUUUACUGCACAUACUCUGAGUCGAUCUGACUUCCACAAUCAAACUGAAAGCAGGAGCUUGAAAACACCACCAUCUAUCACAUGGAUUCCUAUCAUCUUCUCACCUCUAUCAUGUCCUUGUCUUCUCUUUGUCCUCCAUUCCUUGCCUCUUCCUCCUCCUCAUCUACUCUCAAUACUCCCCCAGUAAUAAGCCCCUAAAUAAACCCCACAAUCUUCUCUUUGACCAUCAGCACUGUAACCUCCCACACACCCAGAUAAGAAAUGCACCCCAACAUAUACGGGAGGUAAAGCGUGUGAAAUGGGGCAACGUUAUUUUCAUAAGCUAAAUGUAAAGGAGCUUGGCAGCAGAGUAAGAGAGAAUUACUUCAUUAGUACAUCUGCAAAUGGAAAGUUUUAAAGUUUUAACUUUUGUUAAAUGUUUGUCAGUGAAUAUUUAGUGAGUGCCUGCAUUUAAAAACUACUUUACAAGCAAAGUCUUCAGCUGUUAGCUCUUAGUGAAUUGCUUCACCUGAACAUUACAAGACAAAUCACUUAUGUAAUCUUCAAUGAAGUAAAUUAAUAUCACAUAAAAACACAUUUGUUUGGAAAAUUGUGUUGUGUGCUAUCAUAAGAGUUACAUAAUUAUGUCAAAGAACUAAUAUCACUAAGUUCACUGUCAUUUUUUAUAAUGUCCACAUAAAAUGGGAGCAGAUAAUGGAAAUGGUUAAAAACACACGCGCACACACACACACACACACACACACACACACACACACACACACACACACGCACACU